CAUGUGUUUUCCUGAUGUCUGUGAGCACCAGCCCAAGACGAUGAUGUUCAAUGCUCCAGCACGCCUCCAGAAGCAGGGAGAGAACAAAAGCACCAGAAUCCGUCUCUGGUUGCUUGUAGGCUCAAAGAGGCUGACUCUUCCCCAAGGAUAUCAGGGGCAGUGUAAGCUACAGAUAUCUGCUCAUCUGGACAAGCCUUAAUCAUGGAAAGAAAGCUCCUAAAGAAGGAAAUGAAAAAACUCCUGGGAGAUUAUAUUGGCAUCAGACUUCGGGAAAAUGAAUUUGACCCAAAAGGAAGAAGGCAACUCACCUUUCUAGAUGAUAUGGCACACUAUGACUUGGCCAUCAAUGUUGCUUUGCAAUGGCUGGAUCACUUGGAAGACUUCACUUGGCUGGAGUGGGAGAAAGUGAAAAUGCCAUUUCAUGGCAGACCCACAUAUCCAAACCGGAAAGAAAGAGAAGCAAUGAUUUUAUCAUCUUACGCUGGAAUCUUAAUGAACAGUCUCCCAGUUGAGGAAGUCUUUAAAAUGUAUGGAGCCGAUUCUUCUACCAAUUCUGGGGCCACCAAGGUUCCCCGAGCUCCACCUUUCCGCCUCUCCUUGCACCCCUUUGCCAUGUUAACGGCACCCAAAGCAGCAGAAUACGCCCGCAAACAGGGUGUCAAGUUAAGAAGGGGAGCAAACAAAAACGCCGCCAGCAGCUCUGCAAGGGAAGUACAUGUCACAGCGUGGAAAUCAUCAAAAAAUGUAUCUUUGGACAUCCAGCCCAAGAACAAAGUGCCGAAAAUCUGGCUCGCAAGACGACUCACUGCCACAGAAUUGCUUCAUAAAGUAAGGGACAAGGAGAACAUAUAUUUUUUUAAUCCAGGUCACUUAGAAACAUGGAAUUGCACCACGAGAGUCUAUAAUACAGUCUCCAGGAGGGGAAAAGAAACAUCAUCUUAACACUGUAACUCUUGCCAGCACCGUUUUUCUUUAUGGUUAGCUUUUGGUGCAAAGUUUGUUGAAGGGUUACUUUGGAUGUUGGGCUUUCUUCUCUUAGAAUCCUAUUGUGUGGCUAGAGUGUGGUUUUUAAAAAAAUGUAUAUCUUAAGCUACUUCGUUGUCACUGGAAGACGGCUGGUUGGAGAAUUUCGAGACUAUGUAGUAUUUCUACGUCAGAACAGACUGGCUUUGCAGCAAUGCCACAAGUGUUUAGCACUGAGUACUGCAGAGUGAGGGGGGUAGGAGGCAGCUUCCCGAAGUUUUGACCCCAAAUCAAAUUAAUCUGUCAUUCACUGCCCUUACUAUGUUCUCCGAUGGAGACAUUUAAAAUCCUUUCAAUAAAGCAGUAAAAGAAAAA
This is a messenger RNA of Felis catus (domestic cat), 1338 nucleotides long. RefSeq names its product chromosome C1 C2orf80 homolog (gene CC1H2orf80). The transcript is spliced from 11 exons. Bases 202 to 942 code for a protein of 246 amino acids. Lineage: Eukaryota; Metazoa; Chordata; Mammalia; Carnivora; Felidae. The record is from RefSeq and is a predicted model, not a curated record.